AAAAAAAAAGAAGAAGGGAAAAAAACCUCCCGCCGUUUGUUUCAGCGAGUCUUGCGAAACGUAGACUGGUUUUUGAAUGUGCUCAUUUAUACCGGCAAGGCAUAAAAGGAGAGAGAAAAAGGGCCGACCUCUCUGGAUCGGUCGGAAGCUGUACUCAGCAAAAGUCGCAGCGUUUGAAGGUCGUCGGCGAUGAAAGGCAAAGGUAGACCAUGGAGUCUCGGGAAAAAGGUAGGGUUGCCGGUCGUCUUCCUCUCAUGCUCUGUUUUUUUCCUUGCCGGCUUCUUCGGAGCCAUGCUUCUCUCUCAGGACAUUUCCAGCUUCCGACCAAAUUCGAGGACACUCGAAUCAGUCGAUGAUGAAGAGUACGAGUCCAUGCCACACGGCUAUACUGGGGAAAGUUCUAUUGAUUCGAUCCCCUUUCAGGUUUUAAGCUGGGCACCUCGUGCUUUAUAUUUUCCUGAUUUUGCCACUGCAAACAAAUGCCAACGCAUAAUUGAAAUGGCAAGGGCCAACCUUAAACCCUCAUCGUUAGCUUAUCGAAAAGGAGAGAAUGCUGAAAACACCAAAGGAAUAAGAACAAGUUCAGGAACAUUUAUUAGUGCAUCAGAAGAUGAAACUGGAACCUUAGACAUCAUUGAGCAAAAAAUUGCAAAGGUUACAAUGAUUCCGUGGACCCAUGGAGAGGCAUUUAAUAUCCUGCGCUAUGAGGUUGGGCAGAAGUAUAAUUCUCACUAUGAUGUGUUCAACCCGGCUGAAUAUGGCCCACAAAAGAGCCAAAGGAUUGCUUCCUUCCUAUUGUAUCUAUCUGAUGUUGAAGAAGGAGGGGAAACCAUGUUCCCUUUUGAGAAUGGUUUGAACAUGGAUGGUGGCUAUGAUUACAAAAAGUGUAUUGGGUUGAAAGUGAAGCCACGAAGAGGAGAUGGGCUUCUUUUCUAUUCAGUAUUCCCAAAUGGUACAAUUGAUCAGACAUCCCUUCACGGAAGCUGUCCAGUGAUUAAGGGGGAGAAGUGGGUGGCAACAAAAUGGAUUAGAGAUCAAGAACAAGAUGACUAAGGUGGUAUAGCAUUUAUUAAAAAAGGGGCGGUAUUUAGCGUGUACUUGUGUUUUUUCGAGGUCAUUUCUAAGUAGGUCUUACUUUUUGUAAAGCCGAGUGGAUGCUUUUUAACCUCAAAAUGCAUAAACAUGUGCUUUAGAUUUUUUUUUCUCUUGCUUAACCAUAAACCCAGAAAUGUUUUCUGGGAAUGGUUUGUUUCACCGUCCAAACCACAUAAUUAAAAUUCAUUUCUUGUA
Messenger RNA from Nelumbo nucifera (sacred lotus), 1290 nucleotides. Its product is annotated as putative prolyl 4-hydroxylase 9. Gene Ontology annotation, molecular function: L-ascorbic acid binding; procollagen-proline 4-dioxygenase activity; iron ion binding. Gene Ontology annotation, cellular component: endoplasmic reticulum. The record is from RefSeq and is a predicted model, not a curated record. Gene Ontology annotation, biological process: peptidyl-proline hydroxylation to 4-hydroxy-L-proline. NCBI's taxonomy places the organism in Eukaryota, Viridiplantae, Streptophyta, Magnoliopsida, Proteales, Nelumbonaceae.